GCGAGCUUUUAGGGUUGCGUGGUAUCACCGAACCGGUUCGGCCGAUGGUGAAUACGGCCCUCCCGCCACCAUUCAAUCAUCGCGCACACGCCUCUGCAGGGGUUCUGCUGGUGAAUGUCUCGGUCAGAGACUAUUGAAUGGGCAGCUUAGUAUAAUAGCCGCUUCGUCCUGCAGUGAACAAACAUAAUGCGUCACCUGUCAUUCCUCCAGUGCAAUCUCUCCUGGCCUCGAGUAUGUAAAGACACAAUCUGGCCGCAGAGGUGGUAGGAGUCGCUUCGCGGACGUGUCUCUGUCCGACUGUGGGCAGUGAGUCGGUCAUAAUCCCGGCUAACUUGUCGCCCUCUGACCAGAACCCGGCGCUGCAAUAGCAUCGGUAUGUCUUACAUCUGACGAUUCAGGCUGUAUCGCCUAACAUGAGGUGUUUCCUGCUGGAGGUGAGCCGAGAAUCGGUGGGUAAUUGGAUGACGAAAAGCAUUGCAGACGACAUCCUUCCAUCAUAUCAACUGCCUUUGUUCUUGAGGAAGAUACAGCAGAACAUAAUCAUAAGUUCGAUACCGUGCCUGUCCUCCGCGUGUCUCAGGGCUUCAAAGUCUCAGUCUGUAAAGACUGCUUCCGCGGUCCAAGAAACUGUCGACAGGACUCAGGCAACAAUACCAGCAACGAGGUCUGUCUUCUCCUCCAUCAUUCUGCCCUCUGUUCUGCAGCGUCUACCACCGCGGAGAACGCGACCACUCCAACAACAAUCAGGAAGCAAACUAUCAUCUCUUGGGGUCGAGCAAGAUGGAGCAGCUGUGGUUGAAGAAGACGCUCGCAAACAAUUAGCCGGCCCCAUCAGUUUGAAGAGUCAAGGAGAUGUAUCUGUCGAUAUCGGGGAUACAAAGGUAAAACAGAUCAACAUCGAAUCGCCCGACGUGCUUUUCACAGCCCAACACGCACUUGAUGCACUGGAGCCCCUGCCAUUAAUCACCAUUAUCAGCACAAGUACAGGGGAGAGAGGACGGGAAAUAGAAGCGAGAAGAAGACAAAUUACAACCCAGCCUCGACGGCGAAACUGGAAUUACAACGUCUACGAUAUGAGCCUCUGCCAUUUGAAGCUAUGCUAUCGCCAAUCAGAUUGUCCAUCUCGGUCGGCAGUAAUGCCCAUAAUAAGGCCCAUUGCCUGAAAGUCGUAUAUUGCAGUGGGCAGUGUCAGGCCGGUGGAAUGAAUACUAAUAGCAUCCGUUCCUCUUAGGGAGGCGGCUGCACUUAUACUAAUCAUACUGAUAAGUAUGAAUCUGGGGAUAAGUUGUUCUCUUGUUCCAAUCCAGACUACAGAAGGCUACAAAUUUAUUGUGCUCCCUAUCUUACAAUGCAGCCGUUGU
Aspergillus saccharolyticus JOP 1030-1 is the source of this 1361-nucleotide messenger RNA. RefSeq lists its product as uncharacterized. Bases 414 to 1163 code for a protein of 249 amino acids. Lineage: Eukaryota; Fungi; Ascomycota; Eurotiomycetes; Eurotiales; Aspergillaceae. The transcript has a single exon. The record is from RefSeq and is a predicted model, not a curated record.